Molecule: messenger RNA, 390 nt
Organism: Myodes glareolus (Bank vole)
Lineage: Eukaryota; Metazoa; Chordata; Mammalia; Rodentia; Cricetidae
Gene: Rplp2
Product: ribosomal protein lateral stalk subunit P2
Biological process (GO): cytoplasmic translational elongation
Cellular component (GO): ribosome; cytosolic large ribosomal subunit
Molecular function (GO): structural constituent of ribosome
Source: RefSeq, a predicted model, not a curated record
AUGCGCUACGUCGCCUCUUAUUUGCUUGCCGCCCUUGGGGGCAACUCCUCUCCCAGCGCCAAAGACAUUAAGAAGAUACUAGACAGCGUGGGUAUCGAGGCGGACGAUGACCGGCUCAACAAGGUCAUCAGUGAGCUGAAUGGGAAAAACAUUGAGGAUGUCAUCGCCCAGGGUGUUGGGAAACUUGCCAGUGUGCCUGCUGGUGGAGCUGUGGCUGUUUCUGCUGCCCCUGGCUCUGCAGCUCCUGCUGCUGGUUCUGCCCCCGCUGCAGCAGAGGAGAAGAAAGAAGAGAAGAAGGAGGAGUCCGAAGAGUCGGAUGAUGACAUGGGAUUUGGCUUGUUUGAUUAAAUCUCUGCUCCCCUGCAAAUAAAACCUUUUUAUGUAUCUUGA